AGUUUCAACAUAAAGUCAUGGAGAGCAUGUUUGGGUAAAGAGUUGAAGCGGGAUAAUGUCGAUAGUUUAACUCAUUCCCAUGUCGGUGCUUCUACCAAGGAUCCAUGCUGUAUGCUCCUAUUGUGCAUAUGUCCUGUUCCACAACAGGCUCUGUCCCGUCCUCAUGUUGUGGUUCCGACGCUGCCAGAAAUGGUUCUAUGCACUGCUGUUGGCGCUGAUCCUGCUUGUGGUCUACCUCGUGCUCAACAUCCUCACCAAACCCAGAGUCAUCCCAGGUUCCAUCGUUCCAUCCCCCAACUUCGAUAUAUCGCGGGUGAAGCGACCAGAUCGUCCUAUCAUCAUGAUCACCUACUGGGGCCGUUUGGGUAAUCAUAUGUUUGAGUACGGAACCCUGCUUGGCGUUGCGAAGCGAAAUGGCAUGAUUCCCAUCAUUCCGAAAGAGAUAGAUCUGCUGGACGUGUUUAAUCUUCCGACUCAGCAAGGCGAUGUAGAUUUGCUAGAUAUGCAUUAUAUAUACAAUGAAGAGAAGGCAGCUGCAUAUUUUAACAAAACAAGGCAUCUUAAACCGUACAAUGCUCUGCUAGCUGGGUACUACCAGUCAUGGAAAUAUUUUGAAAAUGUCAAAGAUGAACUGAUAUCAAAACACUUCGUUUACAAGGAUGAGAUCAAACAGAAAGCGAAAGAAUUUUUAGAAAAUGUGUUGACGUUAAAAAACAAACAUGGUGCAGCUUUGGUCGGAGUUCAUGUACGAAGGGGAGAUUUUGUUCGUCAGACAUUGAAAGGGUACACGGCAGCUCCAUUGCCGUAUUUUUACCAAGCUAUGAAUUAUUUCCGGAGGAAGUAUGGUAAUGUUUUAUUUAUCGUGUGUAGCAAUGAUAUCUUCUGGGCCGAGGAUAAUUUGGAUGUUGGACCCGAUGUGUAUUACUCGCACAACCCUGACGGAAAUGUCGACCUGGCGGUUUUGACCAGUUGCAGUCACAUGAUAAUCACAGCUGGCUCAUACUCAUGGUGGGCAGGUUACAUGGUGCCAGGAGAUGUCGUGUACUUCAAAGGAUUUCCGCAGCCGAACACGAAGAUCGGGAAUAUUACAGUCAGAGAGGACUACUAUCCUCCUCAUUGGAUUCCAAUGUGAUUAAAUAUUUUUAGAAAUAUGAUUCUAUAGGACUAGUCCCCAUUCCACAGAAACAUCUUAAAGCUAAGAUGAUCGUAACUCAUUCACUUUAACACAGGCUUACAAUCAUCGUAGCUCUAAGAUAGGGGCGGAGGAUAGCCCAGUCAGGGGCGUAGCUGCCAUUACAAGAAAAAGCCCGGGUUUACACCUGAUUUUUGCUAAAAAGGUUGGACAAGCCCUCAGUACUAUCUAAAUAUAAAUCUUUGCAACCUAUUGGGCUUACACGAAAAUAUUGGCUUGCUACGCGCCUGCUAGUGGU
Messenger RNA from Haliotis rubra (blacklip abalone), 1430 nucleotides. RefSeq names its product galactoside 2-alpha-L-fucosyltransferase Sec1-like. The transcript has 2 exons. Lineage: Eukaryota; Metazoa; Mollusca; Gastropoda; Lepetellida; Haliotidae. Gene Ontology annotation, cellular component: membrane. Gene Ontology annotation, biological process: carbohydrate metabolic process. The coding region runs from base 80 to 1132 and encodes 350 amino acids. The record is from RefSeq and is a predicted model, not a curated record. Gene Ontology annotation, molecular function: galactoside 2-alpha-L-fucosyltransferase activity.